Molecule: messenger RNA, 4899 nt
Organism: Esox lucius (northern pike)
Lineage: Eukaryota; Metazoa; Chordata; Actinopteri; Esociformes; Esocidae
Gene: srrm2
Product: serine/arginine repetitive matrix 2
Source: RefSeq, a predicted model, not a curated record
UGGUUUCCGUUCAACGAGACGAAAUAGUAGUGACGACACCAACACUUAUUUAUCCCUGGCAUUACCGUUCUGUUUUACGAAGAAGUAUUUGGAGUUAAUUGUCUUUUGUUUCGAUUACCGUUUUAUUUAGGCUUUUGCCAGUGUAUUGAUUCCCUUAAUUGUCUCCCUUCGCAGGGAAAUCAGAGAGGAGCCAUGUACAACGGCAUUGGCCUGACCACGCCGCGAGGCAGUGGCACCAACGGCUAUGUCCAGCGCAACCUUUCGAGCGUGCGGGCCAAGCGCCCAAGGGAUGAACGUGGCGGUGAGCGGGAUGAGAAGGACCGCGAGAGGCUGGAGAGCCAGCUGAACCGGCAGCCCAACGCAGAGAUUCUGGAGCACCAAAGGAAGAGGCAGCUUGAGGUUAAGUGCGCCGAGCUGCAGGACAUGAUGGAGGAACAAGGGUACUCAGCUGAGGAGAUCGAGGAGAAGGUAAACAGCUUCCGCAUGAUGCUACAGGAGAAGCAGGAACCGCCUGCGGCCCCUGCCGAGAGACCAUUGGCAACAGAGACCCACGCCCUGGCUGCAGCCAAUCAACAGAAGAAUGACCGUCUGCGGGCAGCGUUCGGCAUCGCCACGGACUACGUCGAUGGCUCCUCCUUUCACCCUGAGCGUAAGGAGCGUGAGAAGGAGAAACGGGAGCAGGAGAGGCUGGAGAGGGAGAAGCAGCAACAUCAGCAGAAAUACGUGCUGGUGGAAGAGUCAGAGGAUUCAGACUCCCUGCCCAGAAAACAGAGCCGCAAGAAAAAGAGGAAGAAAAAUAAGAACCGAGACAGCUCGGAGAGUCCCUCCCCCUCACCUCGAAGAGAAAAGAAAACAAAAAAGAGCAGAAGGGACGGGUCAGCAGAAAAAGACGACGAAGACAGCUCUUCAAAUGAAAAGCAGGUUUCUAAGAAAAAACGCCGGAGAAGUGAAAAGGACACUCCGCCCCAGAGGAGCCCCCGGCGUCACCGGAGUGGGUCAUCCAGCUCCACUCACAGCCAAUCCCCUGCGGCACUGAGAGAGAGGCAGCAGAACCAACCAGUCAGAAGAGCCGAGGAAGGGAGGAAGGGUCGCUCUCCGGACAGACGAGGGCAUGGUCGCAAAGAGGAGGAAAGUCUUCUACGGACGGGAGGCCUAGAGAGAUCCCCCAGGCAACCCAGCUCCCCAGAACACCACCCCAGGGCAGACAAAGAGCGAGAGAAGGAACAUCAGAAAGAGCGAGAGAAGGAACAUCAGAAAGAGCGAGAGAAGGAACAUCAGAAAGAGCGAGAGAAGGAACAUCAGAAAGAGCGAGAGAAGGAACAUCAGAAAGAGCGAGAGAAGGAACAUCAGAAAGAGAGACCAAAAGAGAGGGAGCGAGAGAAGGAGAAGCCAACGAGAAGGAGACAUGACUCCUCCUCCCCCUCUCCUCCCCCUCCCUCUCGAACAGACCGCGAGAAAGCCAGACACUCGGGAAGUGGCGAGCGGGGGAAGGAGAGAGCGGUGCCAUCUAGGAGCCGACACGACUCCUCUUUGUCCCCCUCUCCUCACCCAAAACAGCCCCAGCCAGCAAGAAGGAGCCGAGAGAAGGACAAACCACAAAGACGAGACUCUUCUUCUCUGUCUCCUGAAAGAGAACGAGCUAGAAGAGGGCGGAGCGGAGAGGGUGAGCGAGGGAAGGAACGAAAUGUGUCCCCGAGAGCACACGGAGACCGGGAAAGAGGGAGGGAUGCAUCUCCCCCGAGUCGGAAAAACGACAGAGGGAGGGGUAGAAACUCACCCCGCGACUUUUCCGCCACGCACUCCCCGCUCACCAACGGACGGCCGAAGGAACGGGAGCGCGAGGCACGGCGGGACAAGGAGCCGGAGGAGAGGGGCAGGGAGAGGGAGUUGAACAAGGAGCGAGAAAAACAGGAUGAGCGGAGAAAGCGAGAGAGUGAACGUGAGAAGGAGCGUGACAGGGAGAAGUCUGGCAGACAGCCAGCUUCCAGCCCGCAACGUCUGACCAGCCUGCCAUCUGAGGACCGGCAUGCCGAGGUUGACCGUGAGAGAAGGGACCGGGAGAAGGACAGGAGAGACCGUCAAAUGGAGGAGGAGAAGAGGCGGGUGACCCAAGAUCGUAGCUUAGAGAAGGAGCGUGAGAAGGAGCUGGAGAGGGCAAAGGAAAAAGAGAAGGAGAAACUGAAAAUGAAAAAGGCUAAGGAGAGCAGUAGUAGUAGCAGCGGGAGUGACAGCGACAGCUCCUCCUCCUCUUCGUCAACGUCCUCUUCAUCAUACUCUUCGUCAUCGUCAUCCUCCUCCUCUGACGACGAAGAGAAGCAAAUGGCGGCGGAGAAGAACGUUCCGAUCCAAAAAGACCCCCCCUCUCUCAUCUCCCCUCCUGCCGUUGGUGCCGCCAUCCAGAGGUAUCUGGCCAAUGGCGGGCGCGAGAGCGCCUCAGAGAGUGAUGGACAGAGGGCAAUGGGGCGGGACAAGGACCGAGAUAGAACUGGGGGAGCGCCGGACAGGUACGCAUCACCUGAGAGGGAAACCUUGCCCCCCGCUCCCCAGAGAGCUGCCAACACUAACCGCAACCCCACAGACAGAGAGCGGGGCCAGGAGAGAUACAGCCCCACGGAAGUGGAAAGCCCCAGCCCUCCGCGUUCUUCUCCCAGAAGAGGAGCACCCCGGAGCGGAGGCGAGCGUUACUCCCCCACCGAGGCAGACGUUGAGAGGGAGCGUGAGAAGGAGGGAGGCUCAAGGAACCGGAGGCCAGACAGGCAAAGUCCCUUGGGAGAGCGGGAGAGGAGACGGGCGCCCUCCCCGAAAGCCCCUGCGACCACCUCAGCGGUUGCCCCGCGGCGCUUGCCCUCCCCGCCUCGCCGUACCCCACCGCGGCAGUACCAGGACCCCCCCCGCUCUUCCCCCAGCCCCCGGCGACAAGCUGCCCCACGGAGGGGUUCCCCUCUCUCUCGCUCCUCCCCCCGCCAUAGUGGCUCCCGUCGGAGCCGCAGCCGGGAGUUGGAGCGUAACCGGGAAAGAGAGAGGGACAGAGGAAAAGAUCGUUCCAGGGACAGGGGGGCCCGUAGGAGCAGGUCCAGAAGUCCCAGGAGACGCAGCCCCCCUCAUAGGUCCCGGCGUUCACCCUCUCCCGUCCGCCGGAGGAGAAGCAGCCGCUCACUGUCCAGGGAAAGGCAGAGGGACCAGGACCGGCAAAAGAACCGCGAGUUGGAUAGAGCACGGGACAAAGUGAGGGAGCGCGAGAGAGAGCAAGAGAGGCUGGAUCGCAAACCCGCUAAAGAGGUCCCCCCACCGCGUCGUUCGACCUCCUCUUCUUCCUCCUCCAGUUCGUCCUCUUCCUCCUCCUCCUCCUCCUCCUCCCCCUCUCCGGCCAGGGAAAGGAAGGAAUCACCCACUGACCAAGGGCUGAAAUCAGCAUCAGGGAAAGACGGAGGAAGCGACCGAGGGAAAGACGGAGGAAGCGACCGAGGGAAAGACGGAGGAAGCGACCGAGGGAAAGACGGAGGAAGCGACCGAGGGAAAGACGGAGGAAGCGACCGAGGGAAAGACGGAGGAAGCGACCGAGGGAGAGACGGAGGAAGCGACCGAGGGAGAGACGGAGGAAGCGACCGAGGGAGAGACGGAGGAAGCGACCGAGGGAGAGACGGAGGAAGCGACCGAGGGAGAAAGGCUUGUUCCUCCCCCUCGCCUCUUCCAUCCAAAGAGACCUGUCCCCUCCCCAGCCAAUCGGAAAGCAGAGCACCGCCCAAAGAGUCUCGACAUGCUGACCAGGCACGUUCCAGGUCGCCACUCAGCCAUUCGGAGAGCAGAGUCUCAGUAAGAGGCAGCUCCCGGACCCAAUCGCCUGCAGCUGUCCUGUCACGGGCAGCAGCCCACUCCACAGACCAGCCAAUCAGGACGGAAAAUGGAGUGAGUGACAAGGGGACAAAAGAUAACCUGAAAGGGAAGGCGGGCAGCCCCAGCUCUUCAUCAUCCUCCUCUUCCUCCUCCUCCUCUUCAUCCUCAUCUUCAUCAGACAGUUCUGACUCCGAGGCAGAGCAAGGAAAGGGAGACACCAGAGUAGUGAAGACAACUGCUUCCCAAAGCUCUUCCUCAUCAUCAUCCUCUUCUGAAAGUGAGAAGGAAGAGAAAAAGAGCCCGGUGCGUCCUCGCAGGCUGCCUGCUGAUUCGCUGAGAGACUCCCGCUCCCCCAGCUACUCUCCACCCCGCCAGCGGCGACCUGCACAUUCUCCGCCUGCCCGCAGGAGUGGCAGCAGACGGUCCCCAAGCCGAUCGCCAAGCAGUAAGAGAAGAAAAUGAUCCAUAAUGUCUCAAAUUUAACUGGCCCCCCAAAUCCUCUGUGGUUUUUCCACUUCUGUGCUGGUUUGAACUGGACUUUAUUGAGGGGGAAGGUGAAGACAUUUUGAUCUGUGAAUUGCAGAGCUGAAGGAAGCUCUGUUGUUAAUUUCCGUGGCACGACGAUAGCACCCACGGGAGGAACGCAUAGGCAGGAUUUGAAACCCAACCAAGACCAAAUGGUCUGCUUUUAGACAUGGGUUUCUGUACAUUUUGUUUUAUGGUGUACUGUAAGGAAGAAAAUUAACUGUAAAUGGUAGUUGGGAGACAGUGACAAGCAGGUUGAGCACAGCAACAUCUGUGCAGAUCGAUCGAUAGAACCUGGACUCAAAACACACUGAGUCCUUGGAAAUGAAAUUCUCUAAAUGGCAGUUACGUUCAUUGUGCUUAUUCUGCUCCUCUGUAUUUGCGCAUUCAACUUGUAGAUAUGACCCAUCUUCUGUAUUUUGUUUAUCACAGAAUGGAUUACGUGCCGUUUCAAUGUAUGUUGAUUAGAAACUGCAACUCUUGGUUUGUUUCUCUCUUUGUGAAAAUAAUGAAUGAUAAUAAAAAGCUGUUGUAUCUUCA